AUGGCAAAGUCGACUAAAUCAUCUACCAAGGCCUCCAAUGAAAAAAAGACCAAGCACCAAGCUCUCAGUCCUCAAGCUGUCGUGUCCAAGUUCUGGGACAAGUUCAACUCCAAGGCUCCGGGCAAAGUCACUUCCGUUUUCCCUCGGAGCCUGCACAAGUCCCUUCUCGCAGAUGCCGACUCGUCAAUUCCCAAGUCGCGCAACGCUGCACAAAGCUACGAGGCCGCUGCUCAACAAUGCAAGGAUCGAGUUCGCGCCAUCGUCAAGGAGUGUGAGCGCACCAACUCCAAGUUUAGUGAUCCCGAGUUUGAUAUCGACCUUUGGAGAACCCUAUCCAAGAAUAGUCCCGACCCUGAUCCCGAUUACAUACCUGGCUCAGUUCACCGUAUCCCGUGGAUUUUUGAGAAUCCUCAGUUCACCAUCGGUGGCUAUUCGGGCUCAGACAUCAAGCAGGGUCAUCUGGGCAACUGCUGGUGGGUGGCUGCCUUGGCCACGAUCGCACACCGGCAAGACCUGAUGAAGAAGAUUUGUGUUGAACAAAAUGAGGAAUGCGGUGUCUACGGAUUCGUCUUCUUCCGGGACGGGGAGUGGAUUCCGACAGUUGUAGACGACAAUCUGUACCUCAAGGAAAAGGACUAUGGGCACACAAACGAGACUUAUGAUGCAACCGGCAAGCAUGAACGACGUCACAAAAGGGAGAAACAGACGGGCUCCGACUCUCUGGCCUUUGCCAAGUGUGAGGACGCCAAUGAGACUUGGUUCCCCUUGCUUGAGAAAGCAUUUGCCAAGGUUCACGGCGACUACGAGGCCUUGGAGGGUGGAUGGUCAUGCCUCGCUGUCGAAGACCUUACUGGUGGUGUCGCCACUAUGAUGCAGGCAAACAGCGUGCUUCGCAAGGACCGGCUCUGGCGUGAGAUGUUGGUGUCCGAUACCGAGGACUCGGAGUUCGUCUUCAGCCUAUCCGCGAUGCGUCCAGGGACAGAUUGUAACAAUGGCAUCGUUCAGUGCCAUGCAUAUUCUGUUCUCAAGGCGACUGAGGUUGAAGACGAAAGGGGUGAGAAGGUCCGCCUGGUCAAGAUUCGGAAUCCCUGGGGGGGCAGAAACUACAGAGGCCAAGGGGCCUGGCAUGGGCCUUGGUCAGAUGGGUCCAAAGAGUGGACUUCGCACAUGAUCCAGAAGUUGCGGUAUCGGUUUGGUGACGAUGGUUCCUGGUGGAUGUCUUACAACGACAUGCUUGACAACUUUGUCUGGAUCCAUCGGACCCGAGUCUUUGAUAAGCGAUGGACUGUAGCUCAACAGUGGACAAGCGUCAACGUUCCAUGGCUUUCUGGGUACCUCAAGAAGAAGUUUAUCAUAGAGGUCAAAGAAGAAGGCAUUGUGGUCAUCACCCUAUCACAGCUUGACAAGAGAUAUUUCAACGGACUCGAAGGGCAGUAUAGGUUCGUUCUUCAGUUUCUUCUCAAAUCUGUCCAUGAUGCCACGCCGAUCUGUCAGACACGAGCAACCCCUAGAGCUAGUGCACGGUCAACCAACUGCGAGGUCGAACUCGAGCCAGGGACCUACGAAGUCAUUCCCAAGAUUGUUGCCCAGCACGCAGAGUUUAGGCCCACAGUCCAAAAAGUUGUGAAGAUAGCUGCAGACAAGAAGCCCCGUAAGCUUCAACAAGUCGGACUGUUGCAUGAUCUUGCGCAUGCCAAGGGAGGGAUUGUGGACGAGGAUGAGGCUAUUCGCAAAAAGCGGGAGAACGACAAGAAGGAAAAACUGGAGAGUAGCCGGAAACAAGAGAUAGCCCGGAAGGAGGAGAAAGAAAAGGACGACGCAAGGAGAAAAAUCGAGGAGGCAUUAGUCCUAAAGAAGACUGAGUACUACAGUUGCAUGAGCGAGAAGACCAAGGGAGUUGAAAGCAACGACGACGCGAUCCUGGAGAAGGUAAGUGGUGGGUCGGGAAAGGACCCUGUGGAAGAUCAGGCCAAGUCUGAGACCCCGACUGGAUCGGACAAAGAAACAUGGGAGAAUGUCGAGGAGAAGAAGGAAGGGGAGUCACGAAGGCCCUCGCAGGACUCAAACUCGCCCCUGAUGGAAAGAAGCGCAACGAGCCAAAGUACGGAGUCGAAGCUCGUUUCAACACCAUCCACCGAAGGUCAUUCCGAGGAAGCCAACAGUUCAGACAGUUCAGACACAGAGUCGGAAUGCGAGCCGGGAUCUGAUGAUGAUGAUUCGGAGCAGGGCGACAGCAACGACAGCUCAGUUCGAAAGCAGCGCAAGAAGCAGCCAUGGAAUCCCGUGUGCGUUAUCGGUCUACGGGUCUAUGCUCAACACGCCGGCAUCAGUGUCCGGCUUGCCGAGCAAAAGACUGACGACGUUGCCGAGAGUCUUCCAGCAAAGGAUGACUCGACCAAGUCGACGUCCUAA
This is a messenger RNA of Fusarium vanettenii 77-13-4, 2412 nucleotides long. RefSeq lists its product as uncharacterized. Bases 1 to 2412 code for a protein of 803 amino acids. Gene Ontology annotation, biological process: proteolysis. Gene Ontology annotation, molecular function: calcium-dependent cysteine-type endopeptidase activity. The record is from RefSeq and is a predicted model, not a curated record. The transcript has 6 exons. NCBI's taxonomy places the organism in Eukaryota, Fungi, Ascomycota, Sordariomycetes, Hypocreales, Nectriaceae. Gene Ontology annotation, cellular component: cytoplasm.